CCAAAACAAUUUUUUCUUAACUUCUUGAGUUGAUUUCUUAAAAAAUACAUUUGAUUUACAUUUUACAAGCAAACAAUUUGUCUAUUCGUUUAAAGAUUUUAAAAGUUACAAUUGUGAGAUUGUAGCAGAUAUUUUUUAUUAAAUAAAAGACAUGAAGUUAACGGUAGACGGUUUGUUGGUUUACUUCCCCUACGAUUACAUUUACCCGGAGCAGUAUGCUUAUAUGCUGGAGUUGAAACGUGCUCUCGACGCUAAGGGACAUGGCCUGCUGGAGAUGCCUUCGGGAACCGGCAAGACCAUAUCACUGCUGUCACUCAUUGUGGCCUAUAUGAUACAGAACCCACACCAUGUCAGAAAAUUGAUUUACUGUUCACGCACUGUGCCUGAGAUAGAGAAAGUGUUGGAGGAAUUAAAAAAUCUGAUCAAAUACUAUGAGAAGAGUCAUGGCGAGAAGCCUAGUCUCACUGGAGUUGUUCUGAGCUCAAGGAAAAAUCUAUGUAUACAUCCAGAGGUAUCCCGAGAGCGCGAGGGUAAGCUGGUGGAUGGCAAGUGUCACUCUCUGACGGCCAGCUACAUCCGGGAGCGACACGACCGGGACAACUCACAGCCUGUCUGUCAGUUCUACGAGGGCUUCAACCGUGAAGGCAAGGAGUCCAUGCUACCGUACGGCGUGUACACCAUGGAUGACCUCAAACAGUACGGCGCGGACAGGAACUGGUGUCCCUACUUCUUGUCCAGAUUUGCGAUAAUCCACGCCGAGAUCGUGGUGUACUCGUACCACUACCUGCUGGACCCGAAGAUCGCGGAGGUGGUCUCCAAGGAGCUGCACAAGGAGGCGGUGGUGGUGUUCGACGAGGCGCACAACAUAGACAACGUGUGCAUAGACUCGCUCAGCGUCAAGCUCACGCGCCGCACCAUAGACAAGAGCACGCAGGCGCUGCAGACCUUGGAGAAAGCUGUCGCACAGUUGAAGCAAGACGACGCGGAGCGGCUCACACAUGAGUACGAGCAGAUGGUUGAGGGACUGCGGGAAGCGGCCGCGGCGCGCGACACCGACAUGAUACUGGCCAACCCUGUGCUGCCUGACGAAGUGCUGAACGAGGUUGUUCCUGGCAACAUCCGUAACGCGGAACACUUCCUGGGCUUCCUGAAGCGUUUCAUCGAAUACUUGAAGACCAGAUUACGAAUACAGCACGUGGUGCAAGAAUCUCCCGCAGGUUUUCUCAAAGACGUGGCAGCGCGCGUGUGCAUCGAGCGCAAGCCGCUGCGCUUCUGCGCCACGCGGCUGUCGUCGCUGCUGCGCACGCUGCAGAUCCCCGACCCGUCCAACUUCGGCGCGCUCACGCUGGUGGCGCACCUGGCCACGCUCGUGGCCACCUACACCAAGGGCUUCGUCGUCAUCGUGGAGCCCUACGACGACCGCACGCCCACCGUCUCCAACCCUAUACUGCACUUCUCAUGUAUGGACUCCUCGAUUGCCAUGCGACCCGUGUUCAGCAGGUUCCAAUCUGUCAUCAUUACUUCUGGAACACUAUCACCUUUGGACAUGUACCCUAAAAUCUUGGACUUCAACCCCGUGAUAAUGAGCUCGUUCACCAUGACAUUGGCCCGGCCUUGCAUCCUGCCCAUGAUAGUAUCCAAAGGCAGCGACCAGGUGACGAUAUCGUCCAAAUACGAGACCAGGGAGGAUGUUGCAGUCAUAAGAAACUAUGGACAGUUGUUAGUCGAGAUAUCGGCGUGCGUGCCGGACGGAGUGGUGUGUUUCUUCACCUCCUACCUCUACCUCGAGAGCGUGGUCGGCGCCUGGUAUGACCAAGGAGUGGUGGCGUCUCUGCAGAGGCACAAGCUGCUGUUCAUAGAGACGCAGGACUCGGCGGAGACCAGCUUCGCGCUCAUCAACUAUAUCAAGGCGUGCGAGAGCGGGCGCGGCGCCGUGCUGCUGUCGGUGGCGCGCGGCAAGGUGUCGGAGGGCGUGGACUUCGACCACCACCUGGGGCGCGCCGUGCUCAUGUUCGGCAUCCCCUACGUGUUCACGCAGAGCCGCAUCCUCAAGGCGCGCCUCGACUACCUGCGCGACCAGUUCCAGGUGCUGGCACCGCGACCACCGCCUGGGGCGCGCCGUGCUCAUGUUCGGCAUCCCCUACGUGUUCACGCAGAGCCGCAUCCUCAAGGCGCGCCUCGACUACCUGCGCGACCAGUUCCAGGUGCUGGCACCGCGACCACCGCCUGGGGCGCGCCGUGCUCAUGUUCGGCAUCCCCUACGUGUUCACGCAGAGCCGCAUCCUCAAGGCGCGCCUCGACUACCUGCGCGACCAGUUCCAGGUGCUGGCACCGCGACCACCGCCUGGGGCGCGCCGUGCUCAUGUUCGGCAUCCCCUACGUGUUCACGCAGAGCCGCAUCCUCAAGGCGCGCCUCGACUACCUGCGCGACCAGUUCCAGAUCCGCGAAAAUGAUUUCCUGACGUUCGACGCGAUGCGGCACGCGGCGCAGUGUGUGGGCCGCGCGCUACGUGGCAAGACCGACUACGGCAUAAUGGUGUUCGCGGACAAGCGCUUCAGCCGCGCGGACAAGCGCAGCAAGCUGCCGCGCUGGAUACAGGAGCACCUGCGCGACUCGCUCUGCAACCUCAGCACUGAGGAGGCGGUGCAGAUAAGCAAGCGCUGGCUCCGGCAGAUGGCGCAGCCGUUCACGCGCGAGGACCAGCUCGGCGUGUCGCUGCUCACGCUGGCGCAGCUGCAGUCGCAGGAGCAGCAGGACAAGAUCGAGCAGCAGGUCAUACAGAAGUGAACCUUAUGCACAGCUGCUUACGGUGGAAACUUCGGUGAAUGAUGUUGGGAGUUGAUGAGUAAAUACAAAUUAAAGUGAACCUUAUGUAUAACUGUUUAAGGUGGAAACUUCCGUGAAU
Molecule: messenger RNA, 2906 nt
Organism: Bicyclus anynana (squinting bush brown)
Lineage: Eukaryota; Metazoa; Arthropoda; Insecta; Lepidoptera; Nymphalidae
Gene: Xpd
Product: general transcription and DNA repair factor IIH helicase subunit XPD
Exons: 19
Coding region: 152-2788 (878 amino acids)
Biological process (GO): transcription by RNA polymerase II; nucleotide-excision repair; positive regulation of mitotic recombination
Cellular component (GO): nucleus
Molecular function (GO): ATP binding; DNA helicase activity; damaged DNA binding
Source: RefSeq, a predicted model, not a curated record